GUGCCCCGGCGGGGCGCGUCCUCCGGGCCGCCUCCCGCUCUCCCGCGGCUCGCGUGGCCGCGCCUUUGUGUGCGGCGGCCGCGGCUCCCGGGCUCUUCGGGCUCCGGUCGCAGCGCUCCUCCGGCCCCGAGCCCCGCGCGCCGCCCCCGGGCAACCCCGGCCGGGCGCCCCCGACGGUGGAUCUAGCGGCUUCGAGGAAGCGGGCACCGGACCCGGCGAGCCCUAGCCCCGGCCCCCGGCCCCCGGCCCCGGGCCCGGCUCCGGCAUGGAUGUGAGGUUCUACCCCGCGGCGGCCGGGGACCCCGCCGGCCUGGACUUCGCGCAGUGUCUGGGCUACUACGGCUACAGCAAGUUCGGGAGUAACAAUAAUUACAUGAACAUGGCUGAGGCAAACAGUGCUUUCUUUGCAGCCAGUGAGACAUUCCAUACGCCAAGCCUUGGGGAUGAGGAGUUUGAGAUCCCCCCUAUCACGCCUCCUCCAGAGUCAGACCCCGCCCUGGGCAUGCCCGAUGUUCUUCUACCCUUUCAAGGCCUCAGUGAUCCAUUGCCUUCCCAGGGAAGUGAGUUCACGCCCCAGUUCCCCCCUCAAAGCCUGGAUCUUCCUUCCAUUACAAUCUCAAGAAAUCUCGUGGAACAAGAUGGCGUGCUUCAUAGCAGUGGGUUGCAUAUGGACCAGAGCCACACACAAGUGCCCCAGUACCGUCAGGAUCACUCCUUGAUCAUGAGGUCCAUCGUCCACAUGACUGAUGCUGCUCGCUCUGGGAUCAUGCCUCCCACUCAGCUCACCACCAUCAACCAGUCUCAGCUCAGCGCCCAGUUGGGGUUGAAUUUGGGAGGUGCCAGUAUGCCACACACGUCUCCUUCACCACCAGCGAGCAAGUCUGCGACCCCUUCCCCUUCCAGCUCCAUCAAUGAAGAGGAUGGUGAUGAAUCCAACAGAGCCAUUGGAGAGAAAAGAGCUGCUCCAGAUACUGGCAAGAAGCCCAAGACUCCAAAGAAAAAGAAAAAGAAAGACCCCAACGAGCCCCAGAAGCCAGUGUCAGCAUAUGCCCUGUUUUUCAGGGACACACAGGCUGCAAUUAAAGGGCAAAACCCCAAUGCCACUUUUGGAGAGGUCUCAAAAAUCGUGGCAUCCAUGUGGGACAGCCUUGGAGAAGAACAAAAGCAGGUGUAUAAAAGGAAAACCGAAGCUGCCAAAAAGGAGUACCUAAAGGCCUUGGCCGCAUACCGGGCCAGCCUCGUUUCUAAGGCUGCUGCUGAAUCAGCAGAAGCCCAGACCAUCCGCUCCGUUCAGCAGACCCUGGCGUCCACCAAUCUGACAUCCUCGCUCCUUCUCAACCCUCCGCUGUCGCAACACGCAACCGUGUCGGCCUCCCCUCAGACUCUCCAACAAUCGCUCCCUCGGUCAAUCGCCCCCAAACCCCUAACCAUGAGACUCCCCAUGAACCAGAUCGUGGCGUCGGUCACUAUCGCAGCCAACAUGCCAUCGAACAUUGGGGCCCCGCUGAUAAGCUCCAUGGGAGCGACCCUGGUGGGCUCAGCCUCCUCCACCCAAGUGAGCCCUUCCGUGCAAACCCAACAGCAGCAGAUGCAGCAGCAGAUGCAGCAGCAGCAGCAACAGCAGCAGCAGCAGCAGAUGCAGCAGAUGCAGCAGCAGCAACUGCAGCAGCACCAGAUGCAUCAGCAGAUCCAGCAGCAGAUGCAGCAGCAGCAUUUCCAGCACCACAUGCAGCAGCACCUGCAGCAGCAGCAGCAGCAGCAGCACCUCCAGCAGCAGAUCAGCCAGCAGCAGCUGCAGCAGCAGCUGCAGCAGCACAUGCAGCUGCAGCAGCUGCAGCACAUGCAGCACCCGUCCCAGCCCUCCCCCCGGCAGCACUCCCCCGCCGCCUCCCAGAUGACGUCGCCCCUCCCCGCCCUCGGGAGCCCCCAGCCAGCCUCCCAGCAGCACCAGUCGCAAAUACAGGCUCAGACACAGACUCAAGUACUGUCGCAGGUCAGUAUUUUCUGAAGAAGCCCGCGGCAGAGGCAGGUGCGCUCUGCGGCGGGCGCACGGAAGGAGGGUCCGCCGCGCGCCCGCGGCCGCGGCUCGUAAGUUGCUGUCGGUGACGCGGAAACGUGUAACAGAUCACAUGGUCCUCUCAAGUGUCUAUUAGAUAGGCAAUAAGAACACAGUGUAGCUGAGUAUCAUCUUCUAGCUGACUAUAAAUCACUUUGUUUUUAAACAAGAGAAGCUGUGCUCUUUUAUGUGAUGCCUUUUUUUAUUUAUUCAGGCUAUAUACCUACAAUAUGUGAAUCAAACAGUUUAACGAAUCCUGGGACAUAGUGAUGACUGUAGACUGGCCUCUCUGAGUCAUAGAAAACGGCCUUAUUUCCCCCCAGAAGUGAAUAAACCACACUUCGAGGCUAUUUGAACUUCCGGAGCCCUAAAAAAAUAAAAAGCACAGUCCUAAUUACCUGAAAUAUGAAGAUCCGGCUUCAUACAAACAUUUGUAUGACGUGAAUCGUUGAUGGCAUUUUUUGUCAUGAAAAAAAAAUAAUGUAAAUCACAGACUUUUGCCAAAGCUCUUAU
This is a messenger RNA of Enhydra lutris kenyoni (northern sea otter), 2569 nucleotides long. Its product is annotated as TOX high mobility group box family member 3. The transcript is spliced from 7 exons. The coding region runs from base 266 to 2008 and encodes 580 amino acids. Gene Ontology annotation, cellular component: nucleus. Gene Ontology annotation, molecular function: chromatin DNA binding. The record is from RefSeq and is a predicted model, not a curated record. NCBI's taxonomy places the organism in Eukaryota, Metazoa, Chordata, Mammalia, Carnivora, Mustelidae. Gene Ontology annotation, biological process: regulation of transcription by RNA polymerase II.